Messenger RNA from Mytilinidion resinicola, 1845 nucleotides. RefSeq names its product AMP-binding enzyme domain protein. Gene Ontology annotation, biological process: secondary metabolic process. The transcript has 2 exons. Bases 1 to 1806 code for a protein of 601 amino acids. Gene Ontology annotation, molecular function: CoA-ligase activity. Lineage: Eukaryota; Fungi; Ascomycota; Dothideomycetes; Mytilinidiales; Mytilinidiaceae. The record is from RefSeq and is a predicted model, not a curated record.
AUGGGUGUGUCUGCCUCAACGCAGCGAGCGCCACCGCUAUGCAAAUCCCCUCCAGCUUCAGCAAAAGAAGCACUCAAAACGACAUCGACGACUGUUUUUGAUUCCAAACUUGAAAAGCCCCCUCUGCCUUCCAAUGACGUAUUCAACUAUGUCUUCCAUACUGGCCGACGCCCGUAUCCUUGGCAUCGUGUCAUCUAUCGGGUUAAUGGCACUGACGAGACGUUGACACUGGCUCAAUUGGAAGAAAAGAGUCGCAGGUUUGCCGUGGCCAUCCGAGAUCAGUUCGGUAUCAAACCGAACCAUGUAAUCCAGUACCCGAUAGCUCUCUUUGGAGCAUUAGCGGCCGGCGCCACCAUCGCUCUCAUUCCAUAUCAGCGGGGAAUGUCUGCAGAGGACGUCGCCUCUCGCCUCGAGCAGGCUCGCUCCAAGCUCCUAGUCACAGAUGCCGCUCUUCUUUCCCUCUCUGAAUCAGCUUCAGUGCUGGCAGGAUGUGUACCGAUCGUGACUCUCGACGCAGCCGAUCAGCACACGACCAACCUCGAUGAUCUACUAUCAAGUUCAUCCGCGGCUGAGUCUUUCUUCGAGCUGAACUCUCAUCAUGAAGCAGAGAGCCACUACGCCUUCAUCAAUCGCACAAGUGGCUCGACUGGCGCCAUGAAGUCAGUCUUGACCUCGCACAGCCACUACAUCGCCACUCUCGAGGGAACAGUCAGGACUGUACCUCCAAACACCGAUGCCUCCACGGACGUCUGGCUCGCAAGCUCCUCCCUCGGCUUCUUCAUCAAUGCCAAGCUUUUCAUGUCGCUCAACAUUAUCCUCGGGGUCCCCGUCGUCAUCAUGCCAGAGCCGCUUGACGAGACCUCCGUGUCAGUUCUCAGGCGUCAUUCUAUCACGUUCAUCCUCGUCUUUCCGCCUCUUGUAGCCAAGCUUGCAAAAUCGGAGCUCAAUCCAGAGGAUGUAAAGACGAUCAAAUGGCUGCUCUCUGCGGGUGCAACGAUCCCCGACAAUCUCCGCCAAGCCAUGCGUGAGAAGUUCCCUGGUGUAGAGCUUACGCUCGAAUGGGGGACUAGCGAGACGAUGCUCAUUGCGAUUCAGACCAGUGAUCCAAAAUCACGACGGCAGGGAUCGAGUGGCACGCUGGUGAAUGGGAUGCAAGGCCGCGUUAUUUCCACUGAGACGGGCGUCGAUUUGGGGCCUAAUGAACGCGGUGAGAUUUUGGUGCGGAAUUCAUUGGCUAAGUUUCAUGGCUACAAGGAUAAUGAAGUGGCUAAUCGCGACUUUGAUGCUGAUGGCUGGUUUCAUACGGGUGAUUACGGGUACAUCGAUGAAGAUUGCAAUGUUUACAUUAUUGACCGACUAAAGGAGUUACUACGGGUUGGAGAAGGUUAUGGGAGCCGUAUCAGCGCAUCGGAACUGGAGAAUGCGGUGUUCGAACAUGAGGCAGUUCGGAGUGUGAUUGUGGUUGGUAUUUGGAACGACGCCACGGCAACUCAUCUACCUACAGCUUUUGUAGUUCCAGCACAGCAGUACAAGAAUAGGGCUGGAAGAGAGCUAGCAGAAGACAUUGAAAGGACUGUUGCGAGAAAGCUGACGGGAUUGAAGAGUUUGGCUGGCGGCUUGUAUUUCCUUGACCAGUUCCCAACUACUGGCUUCAAGAUAAACCGGAGAGCUUUGAAAGAGAUGAAAAGGGACGAAAGGAGAAGAAUUGUGAUCCAGGAGGAGAAGAGCUUAUUUGCGAGCGAUUGGGAUAAUAACACCAAAGCUGUAGUCGUGCAGCAGAAACGGGACAGCGUUAUUGCAGACUAGAUAAUGGAGACCAGUAAAUACACACCCCCUUUUCCGUGG